Molecule: messenger RNA, 433 nt
Organism: Caenorhabditis sp. 36 PRJEB53466
Lineage: Eukaryota; Metazoa; Nematoda; Chromadorea; Rhabditida; Rhabditidae
Source: the annotation of a GenBank genome assembly
AUGCAAAAGAUUCGAGAUUGGCGUUUUCGAUACGAGGCUCAAGGACAGCAGAAAAAGAAAACAGACGAAGUCGUCAAAGAUCUAUUCGCCGUGAGUGCUGACAACACGGAACAUUCGAAAUGGAAUGGAGGUAGGAAUUGAAAUCCAGUAGGAUUACAGGGACAAUUAUCUCUGAAUGUUUGGGCGGAGGAACCGCUUGUUUUCGAAAACUGCCGAAGACGAUGGGUUGCAGCUGGGCCUCCGCCGAGAAGAAGACGGCGACGACGGCGACGCAAGAGAUAAACUGGAAUCGACUAAGUGCCGAAGCGAAGGAGAAGCUGAAGUGGGCGGAGCCGGAGGGGUGGAGUUCUUCCGCCUCACUGCCGAACGUCCUCUCAGAUCUGGCGGUUCAAGUCUCGAGAGCGACCUGAAGAAGCAGAGAUGGUGGCAAUGA